Dovyalis caffra is the source of this 1323-nucleotide messenger RNA. The record is from the annotation of a GenBank genome assembly. NCBI's taxonomy places the organism in Eukaryota, Viridiplantae, Streptophyta, Magnoliopsida, Malpighiales, Salicaceae.
AUGGAAAGUUCGCUCCGUAUAAGUGAUAACCAUAAGCUUCUGUUAAGCGCCGUUACCCACCGCUUGCUUCUUCCUUAUUUCUCCUCUCAGUUUCUCUGCCCUAACAAAACAUACUCACAAAAACAGCAAGACAGUUCUUUAUUUUUGGAAAACAUGCCACAAGAACUUCCGGGGUUUUAUUACGAUGAAGAGAAGAACAGGUAUUUCCCUCUCAGAAGUCCGAUUCCGGGUUCUUCUCGUUCUUCUUCUUCUACAAACAAUGCUCAAAAGCCAUCCAUAACCAAUACCCAGGCAUCCAACAUUUGUAGGAGAACUGGAGUACGAAUAGCCAAACUGCUUCAGGGUAGGGAGUUGAAUGGUAAUGUAAUAACUUCCAACAAAGGGAAGUGUGACUUCAGGGAGGAAUUCCUAAAGAUCCAAGCAUCCCAACCACUGGUUUGGAAGUACCAGACAACUGAAAGGAUAGCUGAUAGUGCUCUGGACCAAAUACAUAUUGAUAUCCACACACCAGAAGGUCAAACUGGAGCAGAUUGUCUAAUAACGGGCGGUGUAAAUGGUUCAUUAAGUCUUUUUGAAGUUGGAAAAGUUGGAGAACAUAAUCAAGGGGUAAAAUGCAUUCCAGAUCAAGUGUGGCCUAUAAUUGAAGAAAACAGAGCAGAGUGUAGUAAAGGCCCUGGGCGAAAUUUGACCUCUUUGUUUGGCUUGGGUGUCUUCAGCCUUAGUUUGCAGAUCUUUUACCAUUCUAAAAGCAUUUCCUGUCCUAGAAAUCUCAAUGUUAUAAGAUACAGAGAUCUCCCAGGGAUAGCUACUCUCGGAUCUGAGACAUCUGGAGGAUCUGUUUAUAUUCUUAAUGUUGUUGAGCCAGUAGAUUUUGAUUCAAGUUAUGCUAUUGGUGGAAUGAUGCGUAAGGCUGCUUCUUUCAAUUGCACCAUUUGGACUGCAGACUGCAGUCCUAACUCAAGUCGGGCAGUGAUUGGCAAGUCUGCCUUGGUCAAUUUGGAAACUGGAAUGGCAUCAUGGGUGUGUAGAAGCGGAAGUGAUGUUUUGUCUCAACAGCUCGAUCCAUCGGAGAAUGUUGUUUUAUGUGGGCUAAGAAAUGGAGCAAUUUUGACUGUUGAUGUUCGCAAAAAACAAGGAAGAGUUUCAGAUAGAUUUAUUAGGCAUAGAAUCCCUUAUUCUUCAGUAGGCAGACAGGGUCCAAGUUCUAGUAAACAAUGGUUUCAGCGAAGCAAAUGGUCAAAGGAAACAUAUACCCUUCUUUUUGGUAUCACUUCAGUGUUACGACCAGUACUUCUUGGCCAGCUCUAUGGAUGGAUCGGUUAG